Messenger RNA from Jaculus jaculus (lesser Egyptian jerboa), 6141 nucleotides. RefSeq names its product MAP kinase activating death domain (gene Madd). The record is from RefSeq and is a predicted model, not a curated record. Gene Ontology annotation, biological process: regulation of Rab protein signal transduction; regulation of apoptotic process. NCBI's taxonomy places the organism in Eukaryota, Metazoa, Chordata, Mammalia, Rodentia, Dipodidae. The transcript has 38 exons. Gene Ontology annotation, cellular component: cytosol. Gene Ontology annotation, molecular function: guanyl-nucleotide exchange factor activity. Bases 366 to 5306 code for a protein of 1646 amino acids.
CGGGUGUGAGUGGUACGCGCCCCCCGGUGCAGACGCGGAACUGGCGCCCGCCUGCAGCCGCGCGGGGCCGGCCUGGCAGCUUCCUGGGUGCUCGGAAGGUAAAGGAGCCGGGCCUCUGGGAGCCCUAGCUGGGCACUUGAGGACUUCUAGUGUUGAGGAUUGAACCCUGGGCUUCACACAUGCUAGGCAAGCACUCUACCACUGACCUGCACCCUCCCCAGCCCCUAUCCUACUUGCCAUUUGACUCCGGGAACGCAUAAACCUAAGGGACACUCAACCAGAUAAUAUCAGAAUUCCUCCUGAGAAUGCUGAUCCCUUGCUUAGUGUCCUGAAGUUUCUCUGAGAUGAACCAAUGAAUUGGAACCAUGGUGCAAAAGAAGAAAUUCUGCCCUCGGUUACUUGACUAUCUAGUGAUCGUAGGAGCCAGGCACCCAAGCAGUGAUAGUGUGGCCCAGACUCCUGAACUGCUUCGGCGAUACCCACUAGAGGAUCACCCCGAGUUCCCCCUGCCCCCAGACGUAGUGUUCUUCUGCCAGCCAGAGGGCUGUCUUAGUGUGCGGCAGCGGCGCAUGAGCCUUCGAGACGACACUUCUUUUGUCUUCACCCUCACCGACAAAGACACUGGAGUCACUCGUUAUGGCAUCUGUGUUAACUUCUACCGCUCCUUCCAAAAGCGAAUGCCUAAGGAAAAGGGGGAAGGUGGAACAGGAUCCCGCGGGAAGGGAUCCACCUGUUCAUCGGAAGAGGCUGGCGCCGAGAGCUCCGAGAUUGGCUCGUCCCUGCAGCCUCCUAGUGCUGAGUCCACUCCUGACAUGAACCAGUCUCCUCGGGGCAAACGCCGGGCAAAGGGAGGCAGCCGUUCCCGCAACAGCACCCUGACGUCCUUGUGUGUGCUCAGCCACUACCCAUUCUUCUCCACCUUCCGAGAGUGUCUGUAUACCCUCAAACGUCUGGUAGACCGCUGUAGCGAUCGACUGCUGGGCAAGAAACUGGGCAUCCCUAGAGGAAUACAAAGGGACACCAUGUGGCGCAUUUUUACUGGGUCACUAUUAGUGGAGGAGAAGUCAAGUGCCCUUCUGCAUGACCUUCGGGAGAUUGAGGCAUGGAUCUAUCGAUUGCUGCGUUCCCCAGUACCUGUCUCUGGGCAGAAGCGAGUGGACAUUGAGGUUCUACCCCAAGAGCUACAGUCAGCUCUGACCUUCGCUCUUCCAGACCCUUCUCGAUUCACCCUCGUGGAUUUCCCUCUCCAUCUUCCCUUGGAACUUCUGGGUGUGGAUGCCUGUCUCCAGGUGCUAACAUGCAUCCUGCUGGAGCACAAGGUGGUGCUGCAGUCCCGAGACUACAACGCACUCUCUAUGUCUGUGAUGGCAUUCGUGGCAAUGAUCUAUCCCCUGGAAUACAUGUUUCCCGUCAUCCCACUGCUUCCCACCUGCAUGGCAUCAGCAGAACAGCUGCUGUUGGCUCCAACCCCAUACAUCAUUGGUGUUCCUGCCAGCUUCUUCCUUUAUAAACUGGACUUCAAGAUGCCUGAUGAUGUGUGGCUGGUGGAUCUGGACAGCAAUAGGGUGAUUGCCCCCACCAAUGCAGAAGCGCUGCCUGCUCUGCCAGAACCAGAGUCUCUAGAGCUGAAAAAACAUUUAAAGCAGGCCCUAGCCAGCAUGAGUCUCAACACCCAGCCCAUUCUCAAUCUGGAGAAAUUCCACGAGGGCCAAGAGAUACCACUUCUCUUGGGAAAGCCUUCUCAUGACCUUCAGUCCACACCUUCCACUGAAUUCAACCCACUUAUUUAUGGCAAUGAUGUGGAUUCUGUGGAUGUUGCAACCAGAGUAGCCAUGGUACGUUUCUUCAACUCCGCUAACGUGCUGCAGGGCUUUCACAUGCACACACGUACCCUGCGACUCUUCCCUCGACCUGUGGUAGCUUUCCAAGCUGGGUCUUUUCUAGCCUCACGUCCCCGGCAUACUCCCUUUGCUGAGAAACUGGCCAGGACCCAGGCCGUUGAGUACUUUGGAGAAUGGAUCCUUAACCCAUCCAACUAUGCCUUCCAACGAAUUCACAACAAUAUGUUUGAUCCAGCCCUGAUUGGUGACAAGCCAAAGUGGUAUGCUCACCAGUUGCAACCCAUCCACUACCGAGUCUAUGACAGCAAUUCUCAGCUGGCUGAGGCACUAAGUAUGCCACCAGAGCAUGACUCUGACUCUGACCCCACUGACGACAGCAGUGCCAGUGAUAGUGUGGAGUAUGAUGACUCCAGUUCUUCUUACUCCUCCCUGGGGGACUUUGUCAGUGAAAUGAUGAAAUGUGACAUCAAUGGUGAUACUCCCAAUGUGGACCCUCUGACACAUGCAGCACUGGGAGAUGCUAGUGAAGUAGAGAUCGAUGAGCUGCAGAACCAGAAGGAAGCCGAGGAGCCUGGCUCAGACAGCAAGAGCUCUCAGGAGCACCCUCCACUGCGCUCUAGCUCCAGUACUACUGCUAGCAGCAGCCCCAGCACCAUAAUCCAUGGUGCCAGCUUUGAACCUGCUGAUUCUACAGAGAUGGAUGAUAAGGCAACAGCAGGCAGCUCCAAAUCUCUCCCUCCCAUGCCUCCCAGUAUUAGCAAAUCAAAUGUGGACAAACAUCAGACAGAGAUUGAAGAGGGGUCAAUGCACCAACGAGCCUAUGACAACCCAUAUUUUGAGCCCCAAUAUGGCUUUCCUCCUGAGGAGGAUGAUGAUGAGCAGGGGGAAAGCUAUACUCCUCGGUUCAGCCAGCCUGUUAAUGGCACUCGGGCUCAACAACUGCUGCGGCCCAACAGCUUGAAACUGGCAAGUGACUCGGAUGCAGAGUCAGACUCCCGAGCAAGCUCUCCUAACUCCACCAUCUCCAACAACAGCACGGAGGGCUUCGGGGGAAUCAUGUCUUUUGCUAGCAGCCUAUAUCGAAACCAUAGUACAAGCUUCAGCCUUUCAAACCUCACACUGCCCACCAAAGGUGCCCGAGAGAAGACUACACCAUUCCCCAGCCUGAAAGUAUUUGGGCUAAAUACUCUAAUGGAGAUUGUUACUGAAGCCGGCCCCGGGAGUGGUGAAGGAAACAGGAGGGCCUUAGUGGACCAGAAGUCAUCUGUCAUUAAACACAGCCCAACAGUGAAAAGGGAACCUCCAUCACCCCAGGGCCGAUCCAGCAAUUCUAGUGAGAACCAGCAGUUCCUGAAGGAGGUGGUGCACAGUGUGCUGGAUGGCCAGGGAGUGGGAUGGCUCAACAUGAAAAAGGUGCGUCGGCUGCUGGAGAGUGAGCAGCUGCGAGUCUUUGUCCUGAGCAAGCUGAACCGUACAGUGCAGUCAGAGGAUGAUGCCCGGCAGGAUGUCAUCCCAGAUGUGGAGAUCAGUCGAAAAGUAUAUAAGGGAAUGUUAGACCUCCUCAAGUGUACUGUCCUCAGCUUGGAGCAGUCCUAUGCCCAUGCAGGUCUCGGUGGCAUGGCCAGCAUCUUUGGGCUUCUGGAGAUUGCCCAGACUCACUACUAUAGUAAAGAACCAGACAAGCGGAAGAGAAGUCCAACAGAGAGUGUAAAUACCCCAGUUGGCAAGGAUCCUGGUCUGACUGGGCGGGGGGACCCAAAGGCUAUGGCACAGCUAAGAGUCCCCCAACUGGGUCCUCGGGCACCAAGUGCUACCGGAAAGAGUCCUAAGGAACUGGACACCAGAAGUUUAAAGGAAGAGAAUUUUGUAGCGUCUGUUGAAUUGUGGAACAAGCACCAGGAAGUGAAAAAGCAAAAAGCUUUGGAAAAACAGAGGCCAGAAGUAAUCAAACCUGCCUUUGACCUUGGUGAAACAGAGGAGAAAAAGUCCCAGAUCAGCGCAGACAGUGGUGUGAGCCUGACAUCUGCUUCCCAGAGGACUGAUCAAGACUCUGUCAUCAGUGUGAGUCCAGCUGUUAUGGUCCGCAGCUCAAGUCAGGAUUCUGAAGUUAGCACCGUGGUGAGUAAUAGUUCUGGAGAGACCCUUGGAGCGGACAGUGACCUAAGUAGCAAUGCAGGUGAUGGGCCAGGAGGCGAGGGCAGUGGCCACUUGGCAAGUUCUCGGGGCACUCUGUCUGAUAGUGAAAUUGAGACCAACUCUGCCACAAGCACCAUCUUUGGUAAAGCCCACAGCUUGAAGCCAAAAGGGAAGCUGGCAGCCAGCCCAGUUCACUCUUCUGAAGAUGUAAGCCAGCGAGUCUAUCUGUAUGAAGGACUCCUAGGAAGGGACAAAGGAUCGAUGUGGGACCAGUUAGAGGACGCUGCUAUGGAGACCUUUUCUAUAAGCAAAGAACGUUCUACUUUAUGGGACCAAAUGCAGUUCUGGGAAGAUGCAUUCUUAGAUGCUGUGAUGUUGGAGAGAGAAGGAAUGGGAAUGGACCAGGGUCCCCAGGAAAUGAUUGACAGGUACCUGUCGCUGGGAGAACACGACCGGAAGCGCCUGGAGGAUGAUGAAGAUCGUUUGCUGGCCACACUUUUGCACAACCUCAUAUCCUACAUGCUGCUGAUGAAGGUGAAUAAGAAUGACAUCCGAAAGAAGGUACGGCGCUUAAUGGGAAAGUCUCAUAUCGGGCUUACCUACAGCCAACAAAUCAAUGAGGUGCUUGAUCAGCUGGCCAACCUGAAUGGACGUGAUCUUUCCAUCCGGUCCAGUGGCAGCCGGCAUAUGAAGAAGCAGACGUUUGUUGUGCAUGCAGGGACAGACACAAAUGGAGAUAUCUUUUUCAUGGAGGUGUGCGACGACUGCGUGGUGUUACGUAGUAACAUCGGGACAGUAUAUGAGCGCUGGUGGUAUGAGAAACUUAUCAAUAUGACCUACUGUCCCAAGACUAAGGUCCUGUGCUUGUGGCGUAGAAAUGGCUCUGAGACCCAGCUCAACAAGUUCUACACUAAGAAGUGCCGGGAGCUGUACUACUGCGUGAAGGACAGCAUGGAGCGCGCUGCUGCCCGGCAACAAAGCAUCAAGCCUGGGCCUGAACUAGGUGGUGAGUUCCCCGUGCAGGACAUGAAGACUGGAGAGGGUGGCUUGCUGCAGGUCACUCUGGAAGGAAUCAAUCUCAAGUUCAUGCACAACCAGGAGCGGAAGGUUUUCAUAGAGCUGAAUCACAUUAAAAAGUGCAAUACAGUUCGAGGCGUCUUUGUCCUGGAAGAAUUUGUUCCUGAAAUUAAAGAAGUGGUGAGCCACAAGUACAAGACACCAAUGGCCCAUGAGAUCUGCUACUCUGUGUUGUGUCUCUUCUCGUAUGUGGCUGCCGUUCGUAGCAGUGAAGAAGAUCUCAGAACCCCACCUCGACCUGUCUCUAGUUGAUAAGAGAGGGGUUAUGCGAUGGUCCAGCCCAGGGAUCACCCCUCACCUCUUGCUGCUCCCAAACGCCAAAGCUGUUGUGACUGAGAGGGGGAGACGUGCAUAGCCCCUCACUGUGGCUUAGCUGGUUCAGUUUCCUAUCUGAAUGUAUCUUUGUGGUGUCUGUCACAGGGCUAGUCCCUUGUACCUUCUCCUCCCUUCCUAGACCAACUAUGACAUAUCCCCUCAGGGCUCAAGGGUGUGUGUGUCUCUGGGGCCAAUUCCAGCCUGCUGUGGUGUGACUUUGAGAUGUUUGUAUUAUGGUUCCUUGUCCUUGUACCUUCCAGUGUAGGAGUCUUCUCUCCAACCUGUGAACUGGCACAACAGGGCUCCUGGGAGUGAGAUGCUUGAGGCCAGCCCUCUUAGAGGCGGGUGGGCAGAGAGCAGGAGGGAGAGUUGGGGGCAGCUGGCGUGAGGGUCAACCUUCUUAGCUCCAUAUGCAUUUCUCAAACUGUGGCCACAGCUCCUGGUGCCUGCCCAACGCUCCAUCAGCGCAGUGGGCAGCCCCAUGAGCUGAGCUUCAGUUGUGCAGUGGUCUUCCUGGCCUGUGGCAUGAGAGAACACAGUGAUGGGCACUAGAGUCCCAUGUACCACUGGCUGCUCUGCCCAAGAGCCAGGGAGAGGUGAGUCAGGACCAAGUUCAGUUCGGUAUUACAUGUCUGUCUGUAAGCAAUGUUUCCUGGCAUCAGGUGCCAGAAGGAAAAGGCGGUUGGGGGGGGGAUGAAUGUAAAUAUUGCAGCUCCACAUUAUUUAUAGAAAAUGUACAGUGUGUGAUAUGAAAUAAAUGUCCUUAACUGUC